Cyphellophora attinorum is the source of this 987-nucleotide messenger RNA. Its product is annotated as Mitochondrial dicarboxylate transporter. The coding region runs from base 1 to 987 and encodes 328 amino acids. NCBI's taxonomy places the organism in Eukaryota, Fungi, Ascomycota, Eurotiomycetes, Chaetothyriales, Cyphellophoraceae. Gene Ontology annotation, molecular function: thiosulfate transmembrane transporter activity; succinate transmembrane transporter activity; malate transmembrane transporter activity. The record is from RefSeq and is a predicted model, not a curated record. Gene Ontology annotation, biological process: succinate transmembrane transport; malate transmembrane transport; oxaloacetate transport. The transcript is spliced from 2 exons.
AUGUCGAACAGCCAGUCAAAGGUAGAGCAGCUGGGAAGCAAAGCUCAGAAGCUGGACAAGAAGCUCGACAAUGAAGCCACACAGCUCAAGAAGCCCGCAAAGGCAGGCCAGGUGCACUAUCCGUUCUGGUUUGGUGGGAGUGCCGCCUCCAUGGCAGCAGUGUGCACCCACCCGCUUGAUCUGAUCAAGGUUCGCCUACAAACUCGCGCUCCUGACGCGCCCAAGACUACUGCCUCCACCUUCACCUACAUUCUCAAGAAUGAAGGCCCUCUCGGUCUCUACGCCGGUCUCUCCGCCGCCCUGCUCCGUCAAUUGACCUACUCGACCGUUCGAUUUGGCGUCUACGAGGAUCUCAAGGUCCGCUUCGCCCCCGCUCCGGACCCGGUCACGGGCAAAACACCACAACCCUCUAUGCUCAACCUCAUUCUCAUGUCCUCCACGUCCGGUGUGCUAGGUGGUAUAGCUGGCAACCCCGGCGACAUUCUCAACGUGCGCAUGCAAUCCGACGCCUCGCGGCCGCCGGAUCAACGACGCAACUACAAGCAUGCGAUCGACGGCGUCUUCCGCAUGGUUCGUGAAGAAGGGCCUGCGAGCUUAUUUCGCGGUGUAGGACCCAACUCUGCCCGAGCGCUGCUCAUGACUUCCUCCCAACUGGCCUCAUACGAUGGUUUCAAGGACUUCUGCCUUACACGUCUCGGCAUGAAAGACAAUUUGAGUACGCACUUUGUCUCCUCCCUUCUGGCGGGGUUCGUGGCAACUACAAUAUGUAGUCCUGCGGACGUGAUCAAGACGCGCAUCAUGAAUGCGGGGAAGGGUCAGGGGAUUGCCGGACUUCUGCGAGAAGCGCAGGCCAAGGAGGGUCUAUUCUGGAUGUUCCGUGGCUGGACACCCAGCUUCAUGCGACUGGGGCCGCAGACGAUCCUUACCAUGGUGUUCCUUGAGCAGCACAAAAAGUGGUACCGGCAUCUGAAGGGGCUUGAUGAAUAG